AUGGAGCCUUACAGGAUACUGUUUUCUUUUGUAUUUUGUGUUUAUGGUGUCGGUUUUACCUCUGGUUUGUUUUUCCCUUCUUCUGAAACUGGGUUAGAUGCUGUAAAUAAAGCGACAAGAUGGAAUAUACCAUGGUUGGGAUUUGGAAUGUGGUGCAACGGUUGUCCACCCAGGAGUUGUGAGGAUGACGAAGCAAUCAUACAUGGUUACUGUUGCGGGUGUGCGUAUUCUUCAGAUAGAUUACCAGUAAUCUGUCCAGAAUUCCUACAAUGUCCAUUAAAUCUUCAUGGACUCUGCCACGACUAUGAAUAUAUGAUGAGGUGCUGCUGUUAA
Diatraea saccharalis (sugarcane borer) is the source of this 333-nucleotide messenger RNA. The record is from the annotation of a GenBank genome assembly. NCBI's taxonomy places the organism in Eukaryota, Metazoa, Arthropoda, Insecta, Lepidoptera, Crambidae.